Molecule: messenger RNA, 1182 nt
Organism: Annulohypoxylon truncatum
Lineage: Eukaryota; Fungi; Ascomycota; Sordariomycetes; Xylariales; Hypoxylaceae
Exons: 4
Coding region: 1-1182 (393 amino acids)
Molecular function (GO): flavin adenine dinucleotide binding
Source: RefSeq, a predicted model, not a curated record
AUGCGAUUCUAUCAACAUUGCCAAACGGUCGGCGUAUUCAACCAGAUCGGAGGGGUCCGCCGUAUCAGUAGCAUUGGCACGGGCUCCCUUCAGCAGCUCCUUUCUCCGGACUCGUACAUCGGGAAUUCGGCCGCAGCGCCGAGAUGGAGUAACUGCAAAGAACCCCAGCCAGGUGCAGUGGUUCAUCCUGCUUCGGAGAAGGAUGUGCAAGUAACGGUGAAAUGGGCAGUCGACAACAACAUCCCAUUCUUCGUUCAAAAUGGAGGCAACGGUUGGGCAACUACAUUCACUAUCGACGAUAAUGGAAUCGCCGUCGAUAUAGAUCUGUUGCGUGAUGUGACAUUCAGCGGUGACAAGAACCUCUUUAUAGUAGGUGGUAUCGGCUCCCUAACCGGCGAAUAUGGUCUUCGCGUGGACAAUAUUAUGUCGAUGAACGUGGUGCUUGCAGACGGUAGUUCUGAAGUCAUCACGCUGGAAUCAUCCCCAGACUUAUUUUGGGCGUUACGAGGAGCAGGACCGAACUUCGGCGUUGUGACAUUAGCCGUGCUCAAAGCUCAUCCCGUUAACAGCAACAAAUCAUCUACCGCCUGGACCGGUGCUCUAAUCUAUACACCUACCCAGCUCGACUCUGGGCUAGGGGCAAUCGCGAGCCUAACCAUUGAAGCCACAAAUGUCACUCUCCAUGACUUGGACCUUGGGAAUACGGGUCAACCGUCUAUCGUAGUGUCCGUUUUCUACCAUGGCACGGAAGAUGCAGGGAGGGCCGCGCUUGCCUCACUGCUUUCUGUUGGCCCGGUCUCAGACGGAAUCGCAACCUCGUCAUACGAAACGUGGAACGUUGGAAGCAUAUGUGCUAAAGGGGGCCGUAAGCCGACGUGGGCUGUUGGCAUGUCACGUCUAGAUCCAACCUCAUGGCACGCGGUUUACGAUGUCUGGAAGGAGCUUGUGGGACAGGCUGGUUUUGAGCACAGUUCCGUGCUGCUCAAUAUCAAUGCGAUGGAGAAGGCACGCGAGUUGCCAGUCUCCAGCUCUGUAUUCCCAUUCCGACAGACUGUCAGCCUUUUCGCGUCUAUCACGGCACUGCAUACGGAUCCAGCUCUCGAUGCCACGGCUUUGAGCUACGGGCAAAAGGCAAGGGAAUUGUGGCAAAGUGCCGAUGGACUAGCUCAGCACAGCACGUAA